Molecule: messenger RNA, 1422 nt
Organism: Aspergillus calidoustus
Lineage: Eukaryota; Fungi; Ascomycota; Eurotiomycetes; Eurotiales; Aspergillaceae
Source: the annotation of a GenBank genome assembly
AUGGCCGACACGAAACCCCCCGCUGAUGAGCCUGUCCCUGCCCUCGAAGGUGCCCAAGGCGAAGUGCUCAACAUGGACGCAUACAAUCUCCCUCUCUGGAAGCGAGUGUGGCGGCACAGUUUGACGCAGAUGAUUCUCCUGAGUGUCCAGGCGUUCUGUGGGCCGGCCAUGGCCGAUGCAAUCACCGGUCUCGGUGGUGGUGGUCUUGCAACUCCCCAUGUCUCGAACAUCGCGAAUGCCAUACUAUACGCUAUGCUUGCAAUCGUCUGUUUCAUGGGUGGUCCUAUCGUCAACAAGAUUGGUGUGAAAUGGGCUUUGGUGAUCGGUUCCAUGUCAUUCCCUAUCGAGGGCUCGGCCUACUACUGCAACAGCAAGUUUGGAAACCAAUGGUACCUCAUUCUUAGUGGCGCUAUUAGCGGUAUUGGAACAGCAUGCUGGUAUGUCGCCGAAGCUGGUGCCAUCAUGACACUCGCUCCUUCGGGCGCUCGUGGAAAGUACCUUGCUUUAUGGAUCGUCUCUCGAAAUCUGGGACAGCUGGUUGGAGGCUCUAUUAAUCUAGCAAAGAACCACGAAGCGGGCGUUGAUAGUGGAGUCAGCCCUGAUACAUACAUUGCCUUCCUUAUCAUCGAGUGCAUUGCUCUGCCAUUCGCGCUCCUUAUUGUUCCAUUUCAAGACGUUGUUCGAUCUGACGGCACAAAGAUUGUCACUUCUGAGACUCUGUCAAUGAAGAUGGAAUUCCGCCAGAUCGCGAAGACUAUGACCUCGAAGCUCGUCGUGCUUUCUUCUGGAUGGGCCCUCUGGUCUUUCUUCUACAGUGGUACCUGGUCUACCUACCUAGGAACGUACUUCUCCGUGCGCGCCCGCGCUCUCUCCUCGCUUAUCUCGCCCUUGUUCUGCAUUAUCGGUUGCUUUGGCCUUGGCUUCAUCCUUGACAUGAAAUCCCUGUCCCAGCGGCGCCGCGCGCAACUCGGGCUGUAUGUUGUUGUAAUCCUUAACAUUGGCGUGUACAUCUGGAGCAUCAUCAUGCAAACGCGCUUCAACUCCAAUAACCCAGGCCACAUUGACUGGUCCGACGGGUUGUACGCGAAAUCGUUCCUGCCAUACUUCUUCAUCCAGACGACGGGCCCGCUCAGCCAGAGCUACAUGUACUGGCUGCUGUCGAGUUUCGCGAGGGACGCGCAGGAGAAUGUGCGCAAUGGCGCGGCCUUUAGGUGCAUUGAGGCUGUGGGACAGGCGAUUGCGUACGGAAUGAAUACGCAGACGACAAGUAAUCCAUUGAUUGGGUUCUGUGUGACGUUUGCUCUUCUAGGUGUUUCGCUGCUUCCGAUGAUUAUGCUGGUCAACACGACGCCUGACCGGAUCCCGGCCGACCUUGUCGCCGAGGAGCAGAGGGCUGCUGAGGAGAAGAAUGCAGCUGUCUAG